Messenger RNA from Ilyonectria robusta, 204 nucleotides. RefSeq lists its product as uncharacterized. The transcript has a single exon. The record is from RefSeq and is a predicted model, not a curated record. NCBI's taxonomy places the organism in Eukaryota, Fungi, Ascomycota, Sordariomycetes, Hypocreales, Nectriaceae. The annotation marks the transcript as partial.
AGCACACAUGAGAACAUCAAGGUAAAUAAGAGGGACCGAAGUAAGGAAAACUUCAUAAAAAGAUGGUCUACUCUUAAAAAGAACGGCCUCGAAGUUCACCAGGGAUAUGACGCCGCAGGGCACAAGGACCUGUUGCUAACAGAGUGCAACAGAGUGAAGCUUUCCAUUGCCGGUGCAGGUGACAGCUGCCGAUGUUGCGCGUAG